This is a messenger RNA of Solanum stenotomum, 615 nucleotides long. RefSeq lists its product as uncharacterized. The coding region runs from base 26 to 550 and encodes 174 amino acids. Lineage: Eukaryota; Viridiplantae; Streptophyta; Magnoliopsida; Solanales; Solanaceae. The record is from RefSeq and is a predicted model, not a curated record. The transcript is spliced from 2 exons.
UAUAUUGUCCUUAUUUGUUUUUUUUAUGGCUAUUUACAGCAUGCUAUUAAGAAAACAAUCUAGAAAUAGGCGGGUAAUUCGAUAUUGUAUGAGUGCUAGAAUUCCUAAAAUCUUGUCUCAUCUAAAUGUUCUCAUUCGUGACAAUGAUAUUGUAUGUAUUGACAAGCUUAGAAUGGAUAGAAAUGCCUUUCACAUUUUAGCCUCCUUAGUCAAGAAUAUUGGAGGGUUGACUGACAGUAAAAAUAUGUCGAGUACUGAAAAGUUAGCAAUGUUCUUAAAUAUUUUGGCUCAUUACGAAAAGAACGAGUCUGUCAAAGUUGAUUAUAUUAGAUCGGGGUGGAGUGUAAAUCGAGCCUUUAAUGAAUGUCUACGAGCUAUUCUUAAACUAACUCCAGUGUUACUUGUUAAACCUAAUUCGAUGCUCGAAGAUGAUACUGAUGAUCGAUGGAAAUGGUUUAAGGGUUGUCUUGGUGCAUUGGAUGGUACUUACAUUUCCAUUAGAGUUGAAGCAAAUAUAAGCCAAGAUACAGAACACGACAAUGAGAUAUAACAACUAAUGUCUUGGGGGUUUGUGAUAGAAAUCUCAACUUCUUUUAUGUAUUACCUGGUUGGGAG